Molecule: messenger RNA, 3417 nt
Organism: Brassica rapa (field mustard)
Lineage: Eukaryota; Viridiplantae; Streptophyta; Magnoliopsida; Brassicales; Brassicaceae
Product: D-xylose-proton symporter-like 1
Biological process (GO): D-glucose transmembrane transport
Cellular component (GO): membrane
Molecular function (GO): D-glucose transmembrane transporter activity
Source: RefSeq, a predicted model, not a curated record
AGUGGUAACUAACCAAAGUCUCUCUACGUAACUUGUUUUCCCUACGCCAAAUUUUCGUCUGAGCAUCACACAAUAAAAGGCUGAUGGAUGCUCAAAAGACCCAUCACUUAAAUUUUUGAAUGCUCUAAACAUGAUUCCCAAUCAACGAAAACCGCAGACAAGAAAUGGUUAUGUUUUGUACCUGUAAAACUUGUUUUGGCUUUGAGUAAAGAGCCCUUGUUAUUGAUCUCUUCUGCUCUCGUUAAAGGCUUUCACGGUUGGCUUUGAUGGCGGAUCUUCUCUAGUAAUCUGCUAAAUACUAGUUUGACUGGUAUGCUGGGCCACGAGAGCUCGUGAGUUUGAUCCCCCAAAGUCUUUAUCCCGUUGAGUGCUUGUUCCUGGCCUUGGAAUGGGCAUUUGAUUGCAUAAUAAUUUUAUGUAAAAAUAGAGACAGACGUCUUUAGCGUCCAACCAUCUUGGACAACUAGGCCUCUCCUGUCACAUUAGAGAUCUCUUGGACCCUAGAUAUAACCAUUCUCUCCUUGGUUUGUACGUAACAGGAUAGUUAUCCCUAGGCCUACUAGUUUUUUGUUUCACUUCCUUUCCAAGCUCAAGAGCAUGGAGAAUGGCAUCUUCUCUACUGGAGUCGGUGCCAACCAUGGGUUCCAUUUCCCACCAAGACCAAGUAAGAAUGCGAGCUCUGUGAGAAUCUUUCUGCGUGAUCUGUUGUUCUGUUUCUGUCUCUUUUAAAUAAAUUAAAAGCUGUUUUGGAUCUAGAGCUGAACAAUGUGGUGGUGUUUCAUCCAUAUUUGCUUAUUUAAGCUCCCUCCACUUCUAGAGGAGAGUACAGGAUUCUUGAAUUUGAUUUUGGAAAGUACUGUAGUUUAAUCAAAUCUAAUUUUAUGAAACGACCUUCAAAAUCUAGUGAAAGAUAUUGAAGUAUUAUUUGAUUUGACAAGUAACUUGAUGGACAAGGAUCUAGAAGUCCAUUGCAAAGACUAAAAGGGGUUUCUCUACUUAACCCAAAUAUAGAUUUUCUGUUCAAAACAAUGAAAAAUAUAUCUUUCUUCAUCAAGAGAUUAAAUAUACUGAUAACUUUGCUGGCUUUACAAGACAAUAUCUUUUUCUAUUAUCAGCACAUGGAGACAGUUUAAUAAUUUUUUUUUUAAUAUGAUUGCCCAUUUGGCUUUACAAAACAAUAUUAUUUUUGUAUUAUCCGCACAGAAAGCAAGUUUAUUACAAAGUUAAUAUGAAUUCCCAAAUAAUAUUUAUUUUAUUAGUAGAUAAAGCAUGUUUAAUAGGAAAAAAUAAUUUGGUUGACCAAAAGAAACGUAAAAACAGAAACAAUCAUCUUUCCUAAUUUGAAAUGCUCGUUAAUUGACAGUUAUGAUCACCCUGGCAUACAUUGUCUUUUCCUUCUCUCUUCCUCCAUAUCUCUUUCCUCAGCGAUUUCAACGCACGUUGAGCUCAAAAUUCAGACAAGUCAAUUGUAUAAAACGUAGAGACCGAGAUCUUUAAGAGCUUUUGUCUCCUUGAACAAACUAUACUCACGUAUCUCGGGAUCCAAAUCAAGCUGCCGCAGCAAUGGUGUUUGAUGCCGAGAAGCAAUCGAUCGUUCAUGUCGAACAGGUUGGUGAUUUAUCUUUAAUUGGGCUUAGCUCAGUACAAGAACCUCUGAUAAAGCAGAAGCACACCCCAGAAAACUACUCUGUUCUUGCAGCCAUUCCCCCGUUUCUCUUCCCAGCUCUUGGAACAUUUCUUUUUGGCUAUGAGAUUGGUGCAACGUCUUGUGCUACCAUUUCUAUUAAGUCGCCUACGCUAAGUGGAAUCUCAUGGUACAACUUGUCUUCAGUUGAUGUUGGUAUCAUUACUAGUGGCUCAUUGUAUGGUGCCUUGAUUGGAUCCAUUGUGGCAUUUAGUAUUGCUGACAUUAUAGGAAGAAGAAAAGGUUUGAUUACUGCUGCAUUCUUAUACCUUAUUGGAGCAAUUGUUACUGCAGUGGCACCUGUCUUUCCUGUCCUGAUAAUUGGACGGGUUGUGUAUGGCAUUGGAGUUGGACUGACAAUGCAUGCGGCUCCAAUGUACAUUGCUGAGACUGCACCUAGCCAGAUACGUGGACGUAUGAUAUCACUAAAGGAAUUCUCCACCGUCUUUGGGAUGGUUGGAGGAUAUGGAAUCGGUAGCCUCUGGGUUACGGUUAUUUCUGGUUGGCGUUACAUGUAUGCAACAGUUAUUCCUAUACCAGUUAUUAUGGCAAUUGGAAUGUGUUGGCUACCAGCAUCUCCUAGGUGGCUUUUACUGCGCACUCUCCAGGGAAAAGGAGAUGUGGAGAGCUUUCAAGAGGAAGCAAUCAAGUCUCUUCGCCGCCUUAGAGGGUCUGUAGUAGUUGACAGAGCAGCUGAACAAGUAGACGAGAUCUUGGCUGAACUUUCCUCUGUGGGUGAGGAUAAAGAAGCUACAAUUUGUGAACUGUUUCAAGGCAAAUGCUUAAAAGCUCUCACUAUAGCAGGAGGUUUAGUCUUGUUCCAGCAGAUAACUGGACAGCCAAGUGUACUUUAUUAUGCACCAUCUAUACUACAGACUGCUGGCUUCUCUGCUGCAACUGAUGCAACUCGGAUCUCGAUUCUGCUCGGUCUGUUGAAGUUGGCUAUGACUGGAGUUGCUAUUAUAGUGAUCGACAAACUUGGAAGGAGGCCUUUACUUCUUGGUGGUGUUAGUGGCAUGGUGCUCUCAUUGUUCCUCAUGGGGUCAUACUACAUAUUUUAUAAUAAUGUACCAGCUGUUGCUGUGGCUGCAUUGCUACUCUAUGUGGGCUGCUAUCAGUUAUCCUUUGGCCCUAUUAGUUGGUUGAUGAUGUCAGAGAUAUUUCCCUUAAAAUUAAGAGGCAGAGGAAUCAGCAUAGCAGUGCUUGUGAAUUUUGGUACAAACGCACUUGUGACAUUCGCUUUCUCACCUCUGAAGGAGCUGUUAGGAGCUGGAAUCCUGUUCUGCGUAUUUGGAGUGAUAUGUGUACUAUCUCUCUUUUUCAUAUACUUCAUUGUGCCUGAGACAAAGGGUCUCACUCUUGAAGAAAUUGAAGCCAAAUGUCUCUAAAAAGGUUUCUCAUCUUAGCUCCAUUUUCGUUGCUGCUUUAUUUGCUUGAGGCUCAGAAUGGAAAAAGCAGUAAACCACAGAUGGCGUCGCCAUUUACCAUGGAAUUUAACUCUUUGGUCAAAAAAGAUUUGGUACAGUGUAGCUCGUGGCAAUAGCUUGGCUAGUUGGACAACUUUUUUAUAUAUUUGAAUGGGGUCUUAAUAUGUACUGUAAAGUGUAAGAAAUUCCUCACACAUUGUUGGACCACUAAUGAUUUGAACCAUGUGCCAAUCAUCUUAAACGUGUCUUCAUUUAUUUAUUUUUAAGUUAUAAUAGUUCAAUAACAAAAAAAAAUUUAAAUUCCAA